Ambispora leptoticha is the source of this 139-nucleotide messenger RNA. The record is from the annotation of a GenBank genome assembly. NCBI's taxonomy places the organism in Eukaryota, Fungi, Glomeromycota, Glomeromycetes, Archaeosporales, Ambisporaceae.
GGUGCGGGUGGGGCGGGCGAGGGUGGCGGAAGCGGGGGGAGAGUCGGUUGGAGGCGUUGGUGGGGCGGAGGAGCCUAAAAAUGGUGUCGCUGCGGUCGAGGAGGUGGUGGUAAAGGGGAAAAGACGAGAAAUGAAUUGA